GAAAAAGUCGAUUCAUUUCUUCUUCUUACUCGUAAAGGAUCUCUGAUCUCGAUCCAGAUCCGCUGCUGCUUAUCUCGAUCGGUUUCGAGUGUUGAUCCUCGGUGAAGAAGCUGCGUUGAUUUUCCUGGGGAGUUUGAUUAGUCUCUGUUCGGUGGUGAUUGGAUCAUAAAGGUCUUUCCUUUUUAGGGUUGAGAGGUUGAUAUGAGUGUUUCCGGAAGCUCUUUCUUCUGGGUUUUGAUUGGAAUCGGAGGAACUGUGAUUGAACAGUGUUAGUUUUGUUCGGUUGAGUAAGAAAAAAAGAUGAGGUUUUGGAGGGAACGUGAAAGGGAAAGUAAAGAGCAGAUCUUAGCGCCAUUGUGUGGCCAAGUUCGAGUCUUGGUCGUUGGUGAUUCAGGUGUGGGAAAAACAUCACUUGUACAGCUCAUCAACAAAGGUUGUUCUAUUCAACGCCCAUCUCAAACCAUUGGAUGCACAGUUGGUGUCAAGCACAUAACUUACGGGAGUCCAGGUAGUUCUUCAAGUAGCAUUCAAGGAGACUCAGAGAGAGACUUCUUUGUUGAGCUCUGGGAUGUAUCAGGUCAUGAAAGAUACAAAGACUGCCGCUCUCUCUUCUAUUCCCAAAUCAACGGAGUUAUAUUUGUUCAUGAUCUCUCUCAGAGAAGAACAAAAACAAGCCUGCAGAAAUGGGCGUCUGAGGUUGCAGCGACAGGAACUUUCUCAGCUCCUUUACCCUCAGGAGGAGGUCCAGGUGGUCUUCCUGUUCCGUACAUUGUUGUUGGUAACAAAGCAGAUAUUGCUGCAAAGGAAGGAACGAAAGGAAGCAGUGGGAACCUUGUUGAUGCAGCUCGUCAUUGGGUUGAGAAGCAAGGUUUGCUUUCCUCAAGCGAAGAUCUUCCUCUCUUUGAAAGCUUUCCUGGUAAUGCCGGUCUCAUAGCGGCUGCUAAAGAAACUAGAUAUGAUAAGGAAGCUUUGAACAAGUUUUUCCGGAUGUUGAUAAGAAGAAGAUAUUUCUCAGAUGAACAACCAGCAGCUUCACCGUGGUCUAUUCCAACCUCAUCAUCCCAACGGUUAGAUGAGAUCACAAGUGAUGAAGAUCAGUUAUACAAGAGAACAAGUUUCCAUGGAGAUCCUUACAAGUACAACAACACGUUACCGCCACUUGCAGCACAAAGGAACCUAACUUCACCGCCUCAUACACUCUAUCCACAGCAGCAGCAGCCAGUGUCUACUCCUGAUAGCUACGCUGUACCGAGAUUCUCUCUUUCGAGUUUACAAGACACAAGUAACAAUGGUAGUGGUAGAUCUAAGCGAAUGGAUAUUAACGUUUGACAUCUCUUAUGAUGAAUCUAUGUUGCUUUUGGAUCCUUUUAUUCUUUUGUUAUUGUUCCAUUGGUUUCUUUCUUUCUUUGUGGUUGUAGGUGGUAAAGUACUAAAGUGAAUAUGUGUGUAAACCAAAACCCUCUUUGGAUUGUUUUUAUAACAAAAACCAAUUCUUUGACAGUGUUUUUAUUUU
Brassica rapa (field mustard) is the source of this 1513-nucleotide messenger RNA. Its product is annotated as small GTPase LIP1. Gene Ontology annotation, molecular function: GTPase activity; GTP binding. NCBI's taxonomy places the organism in Eukaryota, Viridiplantae, Streptophyta, Magnoliopsida, Brassicales, Brassicaceae. The record is from RefSeq and is a predicted model, not a curated record.